Molecule: messenger RNA, 705 nt
Organism: Cantharellus anzutake
Lineage: Eukaryota; Fungi; Basidiomycota; Agaricomycetes; Cantharellales; Hydnaceae
Exons: 2
Coding region: 1-705 (234 amino acids)
Source: RefSeq, a predicted model, not a curated record
AUGAAAAACCAUUGGUACUGGCAUGGCAAGCUCUCAGUUGGAGGUGUGCUUGGCCAAGUCCAACUGGGCUUCAACUUCCAGAGCAUUGCUUUGAAUCAAGGUGAAUACAGAGGCAGCAGCCACAUCAGCCAUUCCAACUCCAACCAUGCCUUCAGCAUCAGUGGUGGUGGCAGCAUCUACAGUGACUUUGGGAGCCAAGGGAAGCCACCCCCUGUUGAGGAAGGUGUCAAGGUCACCAUGGCCAUAUGUGGCAUUGAAAGCUGGCACUACUGUUGGCGACCACCUCCACUCCAUCAGAUCACAUCCCAUGCAGCCAUUCAUGUUCUGCAAGAUCAAUGGCACCUUCCUCAGCUGCCAAGAUGGAAUGUACACCAGGUGGCAUCUGCUUGGAUGGAUGAGGGGUGGAUGGUGCACCACCCUAUAUGCCUGGAGAGCCUGUUCCAACACCUCUUCUACCUUCUUGGGUGGUGUUACACGAAGCUUACCAUGGACCUGAACCCCAACACCAGCAACAGCAUCGACGACAAUGAUGGCCUGGCACAGUCCACAUGGAUCUUGCAGAGCAUGCAAGGUGACUCCAUCAGAGCCACACUCAACCCCAUUGAUCAUGCCAUAUGGCCCAAUGGAUUCAUGCACCGCCCCCACCCUCUGCUCCAAUACAAGCAACCACCCAGCCAGCCUGCUGUUGCCUUCCUGCCAAAUUGA